GCCCGGCUGAAGAUGAGCUGUUAAAUCAACAGCGUCGCUCGCAGCUGGAAAGACGAGUGGAACCGUUUCUUCGAGGUCUGCAGCGGCCGCACAGAUAAAUAACACCAAGAUGACCAGGCUCCUCCAGCUGCUGGCUCUGCUCGCAGCCGCCUCUCUGUGCCUCUGCUACGAUUCUCAGGAAAGCUCCGAGUCCGUUGAAGAUUUAUUCGUGGCUCCCAGCCGGGCCAACUCGUUCAUCGCUCCUCAGAGGGGGACCCUGCACAACCCGUCCCGAGGCAGCGCGUUCAACUACUACAACAUGAUGAGGAUAAAGUCUCCAGCCGAGCGCCGCGCUGAGACCUGCGAGGACUACACCCCCUGCCGCUUCUACGCCUAUCGCUAUGGUUACCAGCAGGCCUACCAGCGCUUCUUCAGCUCCCAGGCCCAGACGCCUCAGAGAACAGCCUUCGCCCGCAGAUACUAAACACUCACAGCUCCUUUUUCUCUCUUUUUUUCCUGUUUUUUAAUUCUGUCUAACAUUUACCGAGACACCCGUCAUUAUGCACCUGUAGAACCCACAGUGUAGCUUUACAUAAUCCCACUUCAUCCACUCCUGCCCCUGUAUUUAAGAGCUUUAAACACAAGUCUGUACACAUGUGUUUGCUUCUAAAUGUGUUUAGUAAAAUGACAUGACUGAUAACUCUCCGUGGCGUCUGUUUGGAUUGUAUCAAUGUGUCAAAACGCUGUUAUUUCUUUACCUGACGCAGAAACAGUUUAACACACAAAUAAAGAUGAGUUUUAACGUGUUUUUAAAGAGUUUAUUAUCUGUUUUUAGGACGCAGAGAGAGGACAGCAGAGUCAGUUUGUCAGCGGUGCUUGUUUACUUUUCUUUACUGCGUCCACAAUUACAGCUGUGCUCAGGUCCGGACAAUAACGAGUCUGGACGCACAAAUUACAGUCCACACGAAGCAGAUGAGUGUAACUUUAGACGCACACGCUGAUACGGGGCUUAUAUUCACUUUAUUUAUAGAGAAAUAUUUAAAAUCAUAUUAUAUUUAGUCAUUCUGUCGUUCUCACUCUUU
Molecule: messenger RNA, 1061 nt
Organism: Periophthalmus magnuspinnatus
Lineage: Eukaryota; Metazoa; Chordata; Actinopteri; Gobiiformes; Gobiidae
Gene: mgp
Product: matrix Gla protein
Exons: 5
Coding region: 110-463 (117 amino acids)
Cellular component (GO): extracellular region
Molecular function (GO): calcium ion binding
Source: RefSeq, a predicted model, not a curated record